UGGAGGCCCUCCCCCGGUCCUCCCUUUGCUCUCUGCAGCCUGCUGUACAUGAGCACCGGCAGAAGAACCCAGCACAUGAAGAAGAUUUGACUCUCUGCAAGGAUUGAAGUCUUUGAGCUCAGGGUUGAGAUUCCUAGCUUGAACCAUGUGGAACUUCUAUACGAUACAUAAUGAGACCCCCUACACAUUUCACUACUGUAGUAAGGGGAGAGAGGGUGUGCAUACAGUGCGUGGCAACAGCACAGGAGAGUACCUGCAUGCAUUACCACCAUUUUGGGGGCUCUCCUUUAGAUAUGGAGAUCACUCAGAAAGUGACCUCACUGGUGCAGGUGGUGGCGCUUCGUACACCAUAAGAGAGAGUAAAGACCACAAGGAAUUUGAACUGGUCCACAACAUGUUAGGUAGUGUUGUUGACCGUUGUCCUAACUUUGGCAGAAUUGAUGAAGAGAAACAAGAACGUGAGAAACGCCAACAAGAGGAGCGAUGCAGGAAACAAGAAGAAGAGAAAAGGCGUCAGGCAGAGCUUGAGCGACAGAGGAAGAUCCAAGAACAGAUGGAAAAGGAGAACGAAACAUUAAGAAAAAAGCUCAAUGAAGCACACAACAGGCUUCAGGAGGAGGAAAACCUCAAAACCUGGGAGCACCGUCAGCAGCACUCUCAAGUUCUACACCAGCUCUUGGAAGAUAAAGCACAUCACAUAGAGAGAGAUGAGGUCACUGAUGUUAAUGAGAAGUUUGAAAAACUUCUAUCAAAGUAUGACAUCAGAGAGGAUGAACAUUUACACAUCCAGCUGGAAGACAGGAUGAAGACUCUCCAAAAUAAGCUGACAUUACAAUAUUUUCAUGAGCACCCCCACUUCGUCCCCACUUCAUUACUGUGGGCUUUGGAUCAGACUACUGGAUAUGUGCUGCUGUCUCUGACUGAGAGGUUCAACAUCCUGGAGGCAGUGCUGAAGGUGACCUUAGAGGGUGACCCUGAUUUUGAAGAUCUCCUCCAAAAUGGACAAGACAAGAAGACAGAGUUCCUCCUCAGUUUGCAGGAACAGCUACAUGCUGAAAAUCCAACACUGGCCCAACAGGUGUUAGCAAAUGUUCUGGAUCUGUCCUCAAAGCUACCCCGAUCAGGUAAGGACAUUGUCAGUCAAAUAGUCUUCAACAACAUCUGGGCACCAAAAGACAUCAAGCUUUUCCUUGGAAAGACCUUAAGCAUGGAUCAGAAAACAGUCACAAAAAUCCUCCACAAAGCGUGCACGUACGGGCUGAGCUGUGACGACGCUCUCUCUGCCCUGAAUGAAGACGAUCCUGCAGAGUACAUCCAACAUUGUGUGGACAAAGCUGAGCGAGACAAAGAUGCUUACACACUUUUGGCUGAAAUGGAAAACAAAAACUUUCCAAAGUGUGUCCCGUCACUCCUGCGAGAAGUCCUGACAUAUAUUGAAGAAGAGCUACCCAAAUAUGGAAGUGUGCCCAUUAACAGGGAGAUGAUUGAAGACUGUAAAAAGAUAAUAACUGCUCUUGAUUUUGACGAUCCUAAGAUUGAUGCUCUGAAGAAAGUCCUGAUCAUCGUAUCCAGAGCUGUAAAGGAAUGCACCGCCUUUACCACUCAAAGCGGUGAACAUGUUCAGGGCUACUUCCCAAGACCCAGUCAGCUGGCCUCACUGCUGCUACUCCUGCUGCCACAGUCUAAGGAUAAGAAAGGUUGUCUGCUGGAAAUCAGCACUGGAGAGGGCAAAACUUGUAUUUUAGCCAUGUUUGCUACAAUACAGGCCACCCGAGGCAUAAAGGUGGACAUUGUGACAAGCUCUCCUUUGUUAGCAAGUCGUGAUCAGGAUAAGUGGAGAAAAUUAUAUGAUGUGUUUGGUAUUACAUCCUCCGCGGUGCCUCCACCACACAUCGAUAGCUGCUCUUUUAAAGAUCAUGACAAGCUGCUUGAGGAUGCAUACAGCCAGCAGGUCGUUUAUGGUACAGUUGGUACGUUUGCAGCAGAUACACUGAGGCAAGAGUUUGAGAAGAAGACUACCCGAGGUCCGAGGAGGUUUGAGUGUGUGGUAGCAGAUGAGGUGGACUACAUGACGUUGGACAGUGGUGUCCAGGUCACGUUCCUGUCACACCAAGCCGGCAGCCUAAGGCACAUGGAACAAGUCCUGGCAAGCAUCUGGGCCAUGAUGUCGUCCUGCAAGCCAAUAGAAAUGUUUGAAACGGGGGAGAUCAGGUGGGGAACCAGGAUCCAGCACUUCCACAAGGCUGUAAUGCAAGCAGUGGUUGGCUCAGAAUCAGAUGUUUCAGCUGCUGACAUACUUGUUCUUGGUGCCCAGCUGGGGUUUUAUUCACAGGAGGAUGUGGAUGAAGUAUAUAAAGCAGAUGGUCAGACACAAACAGAGACUGACAGCUUUAAGGAUGCCAGGUGGAAAGCUACUGAGAAAAUCAUGGCCAACAUUGGACCAGAAGAACAGUGUGAGCUGCUGAGACAAGUUCAGACAAAAAUAGAAAACGGUGUAUCUGUAAAUUGUUACUCACUAAUGAACAACAAAGCCAAACUUUACAGGAAGGACAGCUCUCAUGGAGACCCUGAUGUCAGCCUGCUUCUCCUGGAGAAUGGCUGUGCCUGUGAAAUCAUGUCCGAGGAAUCCAUCAUCCAAGGAGCUGUGGACAAAUUAAAAUCAACAAUUAAAUAUUCUGAUGAGUGUUCAGUGAAGUCAUUGGAUGAGUGUAAGGGAUUUAUUGUGAUCCCCUCUUUUUUGAAAACAUACAUUGAGAAUCAGUUACCAGUUUUUGCCGAGAACGCCUUAAAAGCCAUCAGAAUGACUCAGGGAAGAGAGUACAUGAUUGAGAAAGCACCUGAAGCUGACGCAGGUGGUUUCAGUGAUGCUGACAGUCAUCAGUAUGAUGCCAUAAUUCCUGUGGACUUUGAGGCCAGUGGGGUGUUGGAGAAAAACAAGCGAUGGGGUGACGGCCUACAACAGUUUCUGGAGAUGAAGCACCAGCUGGCCAUUUCACAGCUGUCCAAUGUAACAAAUUACAUGUCAAAUGUCCAUUUCUUUAAAAGGUACCUCAAUGGAAAAGGCAUUUUUGGUGUUUCUGGGACAUUAGGGGGGCAAGCUGAGAAAGUAUUUCUAGAACGGCAUUACAAAACAGCAAGCUAUGUCAUUCCAGCUCACCGCCAUAAAAAGCUUGUUGAGUUGCCAGCAGUUCAGGUGAGUGGAGGCAACACUCAGUGGAUCCAGGUGAUCUGUGAAACUACACAGAGAGCUGCAGACAGAGGCCAAGUUGUUCUUAUCAUUUGUGAAGAUGUUAAAACUGCAGAUGAGCUGAAGACAAACAUGCAUGUUCCAGAAAGGCAAGCCAAUCAGCGAGAAGCACAACAUCGAGAAACAGAACUUUAGCCGGGGAAACAUUAUCAUUGCUACAAACCUCGGUGGCCGUGGGACAGACAUACACGUUCAGCAGGACGUAAACGAGUGUGGAGGUCUCUUUGUGCUCCUCACAUACUUUCCUAGAAGUCACCGUGUGGAGCGA
Molecule: messenger RNA, 3515 nt
Organism: Oreochromis aureus
Lineage: Eukaryota; Metazoa; Chordata; Actinopteri; Cichliformes; Cichlidae
Exons: 5
Coding region: 146-3382 (1078 amino acids)
Biological process (GO): protein targeting; protein import
Cellular component (GO): membrane
Molecular function (GO): ATP binding; ABC-type protein transporter activity
Source: RefSeq, a predicted model, not a curated record